AUGCCACUUUUCAGCUGGAUGAAAUGGCCAAAAAACAAUUCCUACAAACCUACACACUACGCCAGCUCAGAUGUAGUGACAAAGACUUUGCUUCGGGAAUUAAAAUGGCAUCUAAAGGAGAGAGAGAGAUUAAUACAAGAGAUUGAAAAUGAACAGAAAGUUAAAAAAACAGGUGUAGAUUACAACUGGCUACGAAACUACCAGAAUUCCCAUACGACUAUCCCAGCCACUGAACAAAGGCAGCUUGAAGUCCUCUGCUCACAAGUUCAACCCUGCCAAACUGGAACUAUUCUCAGCAGAUUUCGAGAAGUUCUGGCAGAAAAUGAUGUACUGCCAUGGGAAAUAGUCUACAUCUUCAAGCAAGUUCUGAAAGACUUCCUCAGCAGUGCUGGCAGAGGGAGUCAGCCUGAGGGCCCACACGACUCCCAGGACACAAGCUGUCCCACUCCCUCUGAGCUCCCAGGUGAAACCUCCCAGAGUCCAGGCAAAGAUGAAAUACCUACUAUUUCAAGUUAUGUAGACAGAAACACAAAGAACAGGUUCCCAACAUGCUCACACAGAAUAUGGAGCCUUCCAUAUUACUACCCAUCAAGUUAA
Molecule: messenger RNA, 597 nt
Organism: Castor canadensis (American beaver)
Lineage: Eukaryota; Metazoa; Chordata; Mammalia; Rodentia; Castoridae
Gene: Rd3l
Product: RD3 like
Source: RefSeq, a predicted model, not a curated record